Molecule: messenger RNA, 6114 nt
Organism: Dromiciops gliroides (monito del monte)
Lineage: Eukaryota; Metazoa; Chordata; Mammalia; Microbiotheria; Microbiotheriidae
Gene: ANKIB1
Product: ankyrin repeat and IBR domain containing 1
Exons: 21
Coding region: 313-3591 (1092 amino acids)
Biological process (GO): ubiquitin-dependent protein catabolic process; protein polyubiquitination; positive regulation of proteasomal ubiquitin-dependent protein catabolic process
Cellular component (GO): cytoplasm; ubiquitin ligase complex
Molecular function (GO): zinc ion binding; ubiquitin protein ligase activity; ubiquitin conjugating enzyme binding
Source: RefSeq, a predicted model, not a curated record
GGCCCAGAGCCGCGCCCCGGGCCCCCUCCCUACACCCCUUGACCCCGGUCCGGGACGAGGAGCGGGGGAGGGGAGGAGCUCUGGCCCCGGAGCCCCUGUCUCGAGGAGGCGGGACAAGCCCCCGGAGCGGAGCCCACCGCGACCCCCGGGCCCUGCCUAGCCAGCCUCGAGAUUAUGUGAAUAAAACAACAUGUGAUUUACAAACACGAGGAUGCAUCUUUUGCUUGAAAAAUGUGAAGCAUGUUGCAAAAGCACUCAAGAAGUGGCUGAAGGGGAAAGGGAAGAGGUACCACUAGCAACCAGGGUAACAACAUGGGAAAUACAACCACCAAAUUCCGCAAAGCGCUUAUCAAUGGAGAUGAAAACUUGGCCUACCAAAUAUAUGAGAGCAACCCUCAGCUAAAAGAAUCUCUAGAUCCAAAUACAUCUUAUGGGGAGCCUUACCAGCACAAUACUCCAUUACACUAUGCUGCUAGACAUGGAAUGAACCGAAUAUUAGGGACCUUUCUUUUUGUUAGAGAUGGAAAUCCAAAUAAGCGGAAUGUGCACAAUGAAACAUCUAUGCACCUGUUGUGUAUGGGACCUCAAAUUAUGAUAUCUGAGGGAGCCCUUCAUCCUCGCUUGGCUCGGCCCUCUGAAGAUGAUUUCAGAAGAGCAGAUUGUCUCCGGAUGAUCUUAAAAUGGAAAGGAGCGAAGCUUGACCAAGGCGAAUAUGAAAGAGCAGCCAUUGAUGCUGUUGAUAACAAAAAAAAUACACCUUUGCACUAUGCCGCUGCCUCAGGGAUGAAAACCUGUGUAGAGCUUUUAGUAAAACAUGGUGGAGACUUGUUUGCUGAGAAUGAAAAUAAAGAUACUCCUUGUGACUGUGCUGAGAAGCAACACCACAAAGACCUGGCCCUCAAUCUUGAAUCUCAGAUGGUUUUCUCAAGGGAUCCAGAAGCUGAAGACAUAGAAGCUGAAUAUGCUGCUUUAGACAAAAGAGAGCCAUAUGAAGGAUUAAGACCACAGGAUCUUCGAAGACUAAAAGAUAUGCUGAUAGUAGAAUCUGCUGACAUGCUUCAGGCCCCAUUGUUCACUGCUGAGGCUUUACUCAGAGCUCAUGACUGGGACAGGGAAAAAUUACUUGAAGCAUGGAUGUCUAAUCCAGAGAAUUGCUGCCAACGUUCAGGUGUUCAAAUGCCAACCCCACCUCCAAGUGGGUACAAUGCCUGGGACACACUUCCUUCUCCUCGAACUCCAAGAACAACUCGCUCUUCUGUCACUUCUCCAGAUGAAAUUAGUUUAUCUCCUGGUGACCUGGAUACAGCUUUGUGUGACAUUUGUAUGUGCAAUAUUUCUGUGUUUGAAGACCCAGUGGAUAUGCCAUGUGGACAUGACUUUUGUCGAGCAUGUUGGGAAGCGUUUUUGAAUCUGAAAAUUCAAGAAGGUGAAGCCCAUAACAUUUUCUGCCCAGCCUAUGACUGCUUCCAGCUGGUACCAGUGGAUGUCAUCGAAAGUGUGGUUUCCAAGGAAAUGGACAAACGAUACCUACAAUUUGAUAUUAAGGCCUUUGUUGAAAAUAAUCCUGCAAUUAAAUGGUGUCCUACACCAGGCUGUGAGAGAGCUGUCAGACUAACAAAGCAGGGGUCAAAUACAUCUGGUUCUGACUCACUAAGCUUUCCAUUGCUGAGUGCUCCUGCUGUUGAUUGUGGAAAAGGACAUCUCUUCUGCUGGGAGUGCCUUGGUGAAGCACAUGAGCCUUGUGACUGCCAAACAUGGAAAAAUUGGCUACAGAAGAUAACAGAAAUGAAACCAGAAGAACUUGUGGGAGUUAGUGAGGCUUAUGAAGAUGCUGCCAAUUGUCUUUGGUUGUUAACCAACUCAAAGCCUUGUGCCAACUGUAAAUCUCCUAUACAGAAGAAUGAGGGUUGCAACCACAUGCAGUGUGCUAAGUGCAAAUAUGAUUUCUGCUGGAUUUGCCUGGAAGAAUGGAAGAAGCACAGCUCUUCCACUGGAGGCUAUUACAGAUGCACUCGGUAUGAAGUCAUUCAGCAUGUGGAAGAACAGUCCAAGGAAAUGACAGUGGAGGCUGAGAAGAAACACAGAAGGUUUCAGGAACUUGACAGAUUUAUGCAUUAUUAUACAAGAUUUAAAAAUCAUGAGCUCAGCUAUCAGUUAGAACAACGCCUUCGAAAAACAGCCAAAGAAAAGAUGGAACAGUUGAGUAGAGCUCUCAGUGGAACUGAUGGAGGCUGUCCAGACACCACUUUUAUCGAAGAUGCUGUGCAAGAGCUCCUAAAAACUCGACGCAUUCUCAAGUGUUCUUAUCCAUAUGGAUUCUUUUUGGAACCUAAAAGCACAAAGAAAGAAAUAUUUGAACUUAUGCAGACAGACCUAGAAAUGGUCACUGAAGACCUUGCGCAAAAAGUAAAUAGGCCUUAUCUUCGCACGCCUCGACACAAAAUCAUUCGGGCAGCGUGCCUUGUGCAGCAGAAGAGGCGAGAGUUCUUGGCGUCCGUAGCCAGAGGGGUUGCUCCUGCAGACUCACCAGAAGCACCAAGGCGCAGCUUUGCUGGUGGAACAUGGGAUUGGGAAUAUUUGGGAUUUGCAUCACCUGAGGAAUAUGCUGAAUUUCAGUAUCGGAGGAGACAUCGACAGCGGCGACGAGGAGACAUGCACAGUCUGCUCAGUAAUACUCCAGAUCCUGAGGAACCCAGUGAGAGCACUUUAGAUACACAAGAAGGAGGCAGCAGCAGCAGAAGACAUGGCGCCUCUCUGGUGAGCUCAGCCUCUCUGAGCGUUCUGCACAGCUCUUCUGUUCAUGACUACACCCCUGUGAGUCGCUCUGAGAACCAAGACUCGCUGCAGGCUCUGAGCUCCCUGGAUGAAGAUGAUCCAAACAUACUGCUUGCUAUACAAUUGUCUUUGCAAGAGUCUGGGCUGUCUCUUGAUGAGGAAACUAGAGACUUUUUACAUAACGAGGCAUCAUUAGGAGCUAUAGGAACUUCUCUCCCCACAAGGCUAGACACCAUCCCCAUGAACAUAGAUAACCCUAGGGCUGCUUUAAGCAGUUCAGAGCUGUUAGAACUUGGAGAAAGUGUCAUGAGACUGAGCACAGAAAACGACCCCCAUUCUGCUGAUGGCCUUAGUCCACACCCUCUCAAUGAUGCAAGAAGUGAAUUCUAUCCGACAUCUAGUGACCCCGACUCGGCCAACCAGGACUCCAGUCUGAACGAAAACCUCCUCGGCAAUAUCAUGGCUUGGUUUCAUGACAUGAACCCCCAGACUAUUGCCUUGAUUCCUUCUGCAACACCAGAAACCAGUGAGGAUUCCCAGCUGCCCUGUGCAGAAGGUGAGUCAGGAGGACCACUAGGCAUGAAAGGGACUGGGCAGGGGCCGCCCGCAGAGCAUGGCCUUUUGGAGAAUGUUGUCUUAAGUGAUGCCCAAGGGACCCAAAUGGAAGAAAGUCACCCCGAAGCAGUUAGAGAAGCAGGGUCUGCAGCUGGCCCAGGGGCUAGUGAAGCAGCCAGCCAUGUGGCUCCCGCAGAAGGUGUUCCAGGUCAGGCUGACAGAACCUCUGAAGAGUGGACUGAGCAAGUGCAUUUGGUGUGAACGCUGUGCAUCGCCUUGGGAACCCAGAGAGACUGUCGUUACCAAUGGGUGGGUACUUACUCUGGAGACUUCACCCACAUGGUUCCAGCUCAGUUGUAAACCACUGACAGGAUUGGAUCCAUUGACGUUCGUUCCAUCUGACAGACGUUCCCUUUUCAAUUUGAACCUUUCAAGGAAUUUCCUUUGCAUUUCAUUGGGUAGCAUUUUUCCUUUUUCUCUGCAGACAGAAGAGAGGAACAAAUAGGUUGUGUUCCACAUUCCCAAGAAAAUGCAGGCUCUGUUUAGCCAUAGGUUGGCAAAAUUAAAUUUGGAAGUAUAAAUUAAAGGCUUACUCUCUGAAUCUUUUGGUGGUUUUUCCUAAGAAAUAGUUUUUCUCCAUUUUAGAAGUUCUCUUUUGAGAAACCUAACAGUGUCUAGCCUUCAGUUUCUAAUUUUUGUGCUUUAUUGUAACAUCUUUGCAUUUUUUCUUUUGAUUUUAGACCAGCAGUGUGAAUUGAGAAUAUCUGCAGCUUCUCUUUAACGCUGCAUCUACAACAGUGUCAUGAGUUUUAUUUUCACAUAAAUCAAAGAUUUUUUUCAUGUCUAUUUACAGUCCAGAUGUGCCAAACUGACUAGUCGGCUGUCUAACCAGAGAGACAAGUGUCCAGUGGCCUUUAAGGCACUAGAGCAAUCUCAUGAUUCUUUGGAGUAAAAGGUGCCGAGGGGUAGCAGGGAUAUUUUGAAAUUCAGUGGGCUUUUAUUGCCAUGGAGACUGCAUUUAAAUAAAUGUAGCCUGUAGCUUAUGUUAACUAAACCUAAUGCUGCUGUUAAAAACAGUUUAUUUUAAUAUUAAAAUACAGUUAAUUAGCAACAGCGGUGCUGUAUUUUAAGAGACACUUUAAUGGAAGUGCAAUCAUAGUUCUUUGUUUUCACAAUUUUACAAUGCAUUCUACUUACUAAUGGGUGCAAUUACUUUUAAUGGUAAAUAUUUUAUAAAAUAGAGGGAAAAUGGCGUUUUCAUGAAUUAUAGUAAAUCCCACAGUUAUUUAAGGAAAAAAGUCACUAAGACAUCCUGCGCAACAUGUUACUGUGCCUUUGCCUAACCUAAGUGGAUAGUUGCCAGUUAAAUAAGUGAGUAAUUCAAAUUUCAGUGUGUGUUCUGGAGUAACUAUGCUAUGAAUUGCGAUGACCUCCAUAAAACCACCCAUGGCCUUGCCUUUACAGUAAAUAUAACAACUAAAUGUUCAUUCAGUUUGUUUGCCUAAAGAGCAAACGCUGAGAUGUAUUUGUUAAGUUGCACAAUAUUCAUUUGCUGUGUGAUUACUGUUUAGUGUUUUUUUAAAAAAAAAAUCAAACUUCCUAGUUAUCAGUGUCUUACUGUGAAGAAAAUAUUGGUCCUAGUGGUAAAUCAGAUAACAAUGGUACAGUAUGUAAUUACAACUAGAGUAAAUUGUUGGAAUGGCCAUUGUACUUACAUUUAAUCAAAACUAGCAUAACAUACGCAAAAUAGAAAGGCAGCACUCCAUUUUAUGUUCUGCUAGAUCAUUACCAGAGACUUAGAGAAAUCAGAUUUUCACUAUGGAAUCCAUACAGGCAAGCACCAGGCUGGGUAAAAGACUAUAUAAAUAUUGAUGAGUACCUGGAUGUAACUAUUAAGGCUUUUGAUUAUUGUUUCACUCAAACCCUGCUUUUGAAAUCUUUUUCCCCAAGACCCUGUGGGCAGGAUAUUCUAUUAGCUCUUAAAACAUUCCUCAGAUUUAAAGGAAUUUCCUAGCACCAACAAUAUGAGGACUAUUACUUUAUCAUAGAGAUGAUGACAAAUCCCCAUCGACACUAUUUCUCUUAAUAAAACAUCAAUGUUUAAAAUUAUUUUUGGGAAAAGAUUAAUUUUGUCUACAGUAUAAUAAUAUGUGAUGAUACUGAUGGUCCUGUUAAGGUGAUUGGGAAAAUAUCAGUUUUAUCUCUGGCAAAAUACUAGAAGAUAACCUGAAAUAGUCCAUUGAAAGAAUUUUUAUAGCUUUAUGUUGAACUGACAUUAGAUACCAAUAAUUUCUUUGAGUUGUAAUUUCUCACUAGAAGGUCACAAAGAUUCUCUGUUAUCACAUUGAGAUGUCUUGCAAAGCUGCAGUAGGAGGAUGGGUCAGCGGGCUCUCUGUGAAGUUUGAAAACAUCGCAGGUCCUGAGUCAUGUCUACCUUGUUUUUAGGUGGUUCGGUAUAGCCCUUGUUUCUGUGCUGUUCUAUCUAUCCUGAGCAUGAAAACUAUCACUCAAUUUGUAUUUUCUUGGUACACAUUUUAAAAACACCACAGUCACUGACUUAAUGAUUCAGAAAAAAAGUUUGGCAAAGCCUAUUUUGUAAACAAGUUAAUUUUAUAAUGUAAAAAUUACUCUAACCUUGAAUUGUUAUUUGCACUUUCAUAGUCUAUACUUGAUACAUUCCCACUUUAUAUACAGUAGGAUUCUACAAACAUGGAGAUGUUUGGCCAAAUGAAUGCUGUUAAUAAUAUGUCAAAUUCUUGGAUUAAACAUUUAUUACUUAAACUA